Molecule: messenger RNA, 1653 nt
Organism: Epinephelus lanceolatus (giant grouper)
Lineage: Eukaryota; Metazoa; Chordata; Actinopteri; Perciformes; Serranidae
Gene: napepld
Product: N-acyl phosphatidylethanolamine phospholipase D
Biological process (GO): N-acylphosphatidylethanolamine metabolic process; N-acylethanolamine metabolic process
Cellular component (GO): cytoplasm; membrane-bounded organelle
Molecular function (GO): N-acylphosphatidylethanolamine-specific phospholipase D activity; zinc ion binding
Source: RefSeq, a predicted model, not a curated record
UCAGAGAAACAGAGCUGGUGCCGACUAAUGACCCUCACCGUGCUGCUGCACCUAAACUCUCCGGCUUACCUUUUCUGAGACAUCUUUCCAACAACAUUUCUUCUCGUCUUCAAGUUCCCCCUCGCUGCUGUCUGACGGAAACGUCACAGGAAUGUAAACUGUGUUGUGAAUGCUCAGGGAACCGUAGUGUUGCUCCUAAUGAUGUUACCCCGCGCGCAUUAACUGAGUACAUGGCUAACGUUAAUGCAACAAACAUGUCGUCCCGCUGAGAAAACUACUGCUGCUGUCCUGCGUUCAAGUUUUCAGGUGUGGUGGUGAACCAAUGGAGAAGCCAUCGUCUUCAGGCAGAGCAGCGCUGGAGGAGAGAAAAGGCCUGGUGGAGGAUGGUGCGGUGCUGAGAGGUGCUGAGGGUGGAGAGGCGAAUCCUCAGACCCCGAGGAAGAGCAGCUCCUCUCGCUCCUCCCGCAAGAGCUUCCGCUUGGACUACCGGCUGGAGGAGGAAGUGACAAAGUCCUGUCGGGACAAACAUGGCCGCUGGACCAACCCCUGGCCCACAUGGCGGUUCCCUUCCUACACCACCCUGCUCAGAUUCCUGCUGUUGGACAAAAAUAACAGUAACAUACCAACUAGUAAAGAGGCUCUGGACAGUGAGCUCCCAGUGAUGGAACCGUACUUUGUCAAGAACCCAGACCUCUCUGAAUCUGGUCCGGGUCUGAGAGUCACCUGGCUGGGUCACGCCACAGUUCUGGUUGAAAUGGACGGGGUGAAUAUUCUGACAGACCCAAUUUUCAGCCAGAGAGCCUCACCGUUCCAGUUCAUGGGGCCCAAAAGAUACAGAGGGCCCCCCUGCACUGUGGAACAGCUGCCCAGGAUUGAUGCAGUCGUCAUCAGUCAUUCUCAUUACGACCAUCUGGAUACUGGAUCAGUGGCCAGCCUUAAUGAACGCUUUGGAGGGGAGCUACGCUGGUUCGUGCCCCUGGGUUUGAUGGACUGGCUGGUGAAGAUGGGCUGUGAGAAUGUGAUGGAGCUGGAUUGGUGGGAGGAGAACUGUGUGCCGGGUCAUGAUGACGUCACAUUUGUGUGCACACCCUCUCAGCACUGGAGCAAACGCACCGCACUGGACGAUAACAAGUCUUUGUGGGGCAGCUGGUCUAUUUUGGGUCCCGAUCAUCGCUUCUUCUUCGCUGGUGAUACCGGCUACUGCUCUUCCUUCGAGGAGAUCGGACGACGCUUCGGACCGUUUGACCUCGCUGCAAUCCCCAUCGGAGCUUACCUGCCCAGGGACAUGAUGCAGGGGCAGCAUGUAAAUCCAGAGGAGGCUGUCCUGAUCCACCAAGACCUUCAGGCCAAACAGUCGGUGGCCAUUCACUGGGGAACCUUCGCGCUCGCCUACGAGUACUACCUGGAGCCGCCGGUCCGUCUCAGAGAGGCCCUGGAGCAGAAAGGACUGAAGCCAGAGGUCUUCUUCACUCUGCAUCACGGGGAGUCUCGCCUUAUAGCAUCACAGGACGGAGACGUCUUUGACUGAUCCUGUCUGCAGCGCGUCUGUAACAAAGAGCAGAACAUUUUGUUUCUUACUCUGAUGGACUUCAGUAAUUAAAGUUUGAAAUGCAUAUUAUGUAUGCAGAUUAAAAUGAUCCACAGUACUGUUUA